Messenger RNA from Leucoraja erinaceus (little skate), 4896 nucleotides. RefSeq names its product ATP-binding cassette, sub-family C (CFTR/MRP), member 8 (gene abcc8). Lineage: Eukaryota; Metazoa; Chordata; Chondrichthyes; Rajiformes; Rajidae. The record is from RefSeq and is a predicted model, not a curated record. Gene Ontology annotation, biological process: potassium ion transport; transmembrane transport. Gene Ontology annotation, molecular function: ABC-type transporter activity; ATP binding; ATP hydrolysis activity. Bases 45 to 4799 code for a protein of 1584 amino acids. The transcript has 40 exons. Gene Ontology annotation, cellular component: membrane.
CCUCUCACCCCCACUUUUCUUCGACCAGGGUCCCCAUUAUCACCAUGUCCUUGUCCUUUUGUGGCAACGACAACGACACAGCCGCCUACAACGUGGACAGCGGAGUUCUCAACAACGGGUGCUUCGUAGAUGCCUUAAACGUUGUCCCACACGUCUUUCUGCUCUUCAUCACCUUCCCCAUUCUGUUCAUCGGUUGGGGGAGUCAGAGUUCCAAGGUCCAUAUCCACCACAGUACAUGGCUACACUUUCCUGGUCACAACCUGCGAUGGAUUCUCACCUUCAUCCUCCUGUUCGUUCUGGUGUGCGAGAUAGCGGAGGGAAUCGUCUCGGAUGGAUUUACGGAGACUCGUCAUUUGCAUCUGUACAUGCCUGCUGGAAUGGGCUUCAUGGCCGCGAUUACAUCUAUCAUUUAUUACCAUAACAUUGAAACGUCAAACUUCCCCAAACUUUUGUUAGCUUUGCUGGUCUAUUGGACAUUAGCCUUUCUCACGAAGACGAUAAAAUUUGCCAAGUUUUGUGAACAUGGGAUUGGUCUGAGCCAACUCCGUUUCUGCAUCGCUGCCCUGCUGGCAAUAUUGUACGGCAUGCUACUGGCUGUGGAGGUUAACGUCAUCAGAAUGCGGCGAUACAUUUUCUACAAACAUUCAAGAGAGGUGAAGCCUCCAGAAGACCUGCAAGAUUUGGGAGUCAGAUUCUUGCAGCCAUUCGUGAACCUCCUAUCCAAAUGUACCUAUUGGUGGAUGAACAGAUUCAUAACAACAGCACAUAGGAGACCUAUUGACCUCAAAGCUAUUGGCAAGCUGCCCUUUGCCAUGAGAGCAAUAACCAACUAUGUACUCCUGAAGGAUGCAUACGAAGCACAAAAGAAGAAAGCUCUGGUCGGGCUGCAGGACACGAAGAUGAUCUGGCGGGUGUUACGGCAGGCCUUUGGUCGCCCCAUCAUUCUCAGCAGCAUCUUUCGCAUCUUGGCCGACCUGCUGGGCUUUGCCGGACCUCUCUGCAUCUCUGGGAUUGUGCACCACCUCAGCGACGAGCAUCAAGCCUUCCAUCCACAGGUCAAAAUGCUGGGAGUUUACUUCAUUUCCUCACAGGAGUUUCUAUCCAAUGCCUAUGUGAUCGCAGUUCUAUUAUUCCUCGCUCUCCUUUUACAAAGGACAUUUCUUCAGGCGUCUUACUACGUUGCCAUAGAAACUGGAAUCAACCUACGAGGAGCAAUUGAGACCAAGAUCUACAAUAAGAUCCUUCGAUUGUCCACAUCCAACAUGUCCAUGGGGGAGCUGACCGUGGGGCAGAUCUGUAACCUGGUCGCCAUCGACACCAACCAGCUGAUGUGGUUCUUCUUUCUCUCCCCCAACCUCUGGGCCAUGCCCGUGCAGAUUAUUGUAGGAGUACUUCUUCUUUAUUACCUCCUUGGAAUCAGUGCCUUAAUUGGAGCAACAGUAAUUAUGUUGUUGGCCCCAGUGCAGUAUUUUGUAGCAACCAAAUUUUCUCAUGCCCAGAAAAGCACAUUGGAUUACUCAAAUGAACGCUUGAGAAAAACCAAUGAGCUGCUAAGAGGAAUCAAACUACUUAAACUGUAUGCCUGGGAAAAUAUCUUCCAUAAGAGUGUGGAAGAAACUAGACACAAAGAACUGAAAUGCCUCACAUCCUUUGCUCUGUACACCUCCAUAUCCAUUUUUAUGAAUGCAGCAAUACCUAUUGCAGCAGUCCUCAUUACAUUUGUCGUUCACAUCAACCUCUAUGAAGAUGCAGACAUGUCACCAGCGGUGGCCUUUGCUUCCCUCUCUCUCUUCCACAUUUUGGUCACACCCCUCUUCCUGCUGUCAAGUGUGGUCCGCUCAACUGUCAAAGCUUUAGUCAGUGUGCAGAAACUCAGCGAAUUCUUCUCCAGUGAAGAAAUCGGGGAGGACCACAGCAGAGUGGUGUUGCAAAUGAACACUGAAAACAGUGGCAAAUAUCAGACCGUACCCCUUAAAGUUAUUAACCGCAAACGACCUACCAAGGAGGGAUGGCAAAAAUUUGAUCCACACCCCAUGCAACAAAUAAGCGUCACAGAAGGAGAUGAUGUAUUUAUAAAGGUGACAAAUGGAUUUUUUACCUGGACAUCGGACGGGGCUCCAACUUUGUCUAACAUUGAUAUUAAGAUCCCUUAUGGCCAGCUCACCAUGAUAGUCGGUCAGGUGGGCUGUGGCAAAUCUUCGCUGCUCUUGGCAAUUCUUGGCGAAAUGCAGAAAAAUUCUGGCCUUGUCUACUGGAACAGAGCUUCUGAUGCUGAAACAACAGAAGAAGGCAGCAGUGCCGAGGAGGACACAUCUAUUGAUGUUGAAGUGAGGAGAAGAGGGUCUGUGGCCUACGCUGCUCAGAAGCCAUGGUUAUUAAAUACAACAGUGGAAGAAAAUAUCACAUUUGGGAAUCCCUUCAACAAACAAAGAUAUAGAGCGGUGAUUGAUGCUUGUUCACUCCAACCAGAUAUUGACAUACUUCCUCAGGGAGAUCAGACGCAAAUCGGUGAGAGGGGAAUUAUCCUAAGUGGUGGACAACGUCAACGUAUAAGUGUGGCAAGAUCCCUGUACCAGCAGACCAAUGUGGUAUUUCUGGACGAUCCGUUCUCGGCACUGGACAUCCACCUGGGUGACCAUCUCAUGCAGGAUGGAAUCCUCAAGAUGCUGCAGGAGGAGAAGCGAACAGUGGUCCUGGUCACUCAUAAACUGCAAUACCUGCCCCACGCAGAUUGGAUUAUAGCCAUGAAGGAUGGCACUAUACAGAGAGAAGGCACAUUGAAGGAUAUCCAGAAUUCUGAUCCAGAUCUCUUUGAACUUUGGAAAACACUAAUGAACAGACAGGAUCAAGAACUAGAAAAGGAAAUUGUAGCUGGAAGCAAAACCGCAUUGGAGAGGAAGAACUUACGGAGAGCAAUGUACUCGCGGGAGGCCCUCCUGAAAACACUGCAAGAGGCAGAAGAUGAAGCAGAGGAUAUGGCCGAGGGUGAUGAUGGAGACAACCUUUCCUUGGUGCUGCGCGAAAGGGCAAAGAUGCCAUGGGGUGCCUGCGGCAAGUAUCUGAGCUCGGCCGGAUGCCUUCUGCUGCCUUUGCUCAUCCUCUCUCAGCUCUUCAAGCACACGGUAAUGGUGGCCAUCGACUACUGGCUGGCAAAGUGGACCUCCGACGCGAUCUACGUCAAGAACGAAGUGGAGAAAGGAAAUUGUUCUUCCACCCAGGAUUGUUACUUCAAUCAUUCUUCAUACAUAAUAGUCUUCAGCAUCCUCUGCUGCCUAGGAAUUGUCCUCUGUCUGAUCACCUCUAUUGCUGUGGAAUGGACAGGCCUCAAAGUGACCAAGGAACUGCACAAGAGUUUGCUCAACAAAGUCAUCUUGGCACCAAUGAGAUUCUUUGAGACCACUCCUCUUGGGAACAUUCUGAAUCGCUUCUCUUCAGACACCAAUAUAAUCGAUCAGCACAUCCCCGCUACCUUGGAAUGCCUCAUUCGAUCAACGCUCCUGUGUGUCUCUGCUCUGGCAGUGAUUUCAUACGUAACACCUGUGUUCGUCAUCGCCCUGGUCCCUCUCGCAGUGGUUUACUACUUUAUCCAGAAGUACUUCAGAGUGGCGUCCAGAGACCUACAGCAACUGGAUGACAGCACCCAACUUCCGCUGCUCUCCCACUUCUCCGAGACGGUGGAGGGCCUGACCACAAUACGAGCCUUAAGGGAAGAAAAUCGCUUUCGCCAGAAACUGCUGGAGCUCACCGACACUAACAACAUUGCCUCCUUGUUCCUCACAGCAGCCAACCGCUGGCUCGAAGUUCGUAUGGAAUAUAUUGGAGCAUGUGUAGUUCUUAUUGCAGCAGUUGCCUCGAUCACAAACUCUUUGUACUACGGACUUGCAUCAGGACUUGUUGGUCUGGGACUUACCUAUGCCCUCAUGAUCUCAAACUACUUGAAUUGGAUGGUACGCAAUCUAGCGGAUAUGGAGGUACAACUGGGUGCUGUACAAAGGAUAAACAACCUCCUUAAAAUCGAAACUGAAAAUUACGACGGACUUAUAUCACCUUCUCAGAUUCCUCCUAAUUGGCCAGAUGAGGGUGAGAUCAAAAUCCAGAAUCUCAGCGUUCGGUACGACAGCACCCUUAAGCCAGUGCUAAAGAACGUGAAUGUUCACAUCAGUCCAGGGCAGAAGGUUGGAAUCUGUGGACGGACUGGCAGUGGGAAAUCUUCCUUUUCUUUAGCCUUUUUCAGAAUGGUAGAUAUGUUUGAAGGGAGAAUACUUAUUGAUGGAAUAGACAUUUCUAAACUGCCACUAAGCAUGUUGCGAUCCAGACUCUCUAUCAUUCUUCAAGAUCCUGUGUUAUUCAGUGGUUCAAUACGAUUUAACUUGGACCCAGAGAAAAAAUGCACCGACAGCAUUCUGUGGGAGUCCUUAGAGAUCGCACAACUCAAACACUUGGUGAAAGCUUUACCUGGAGGUUUAGAUGCUACCGUUACAGAAGGAGGAGAAAAUUUUAGCUUGGGUCAACGUCAGCUGUUUUGCUUGGCAAGAGCCUUUGUGCGGAAAAGUAGUGUGUUGAUUAUGGAUGAAGCCACAGCCUCAAUCGACAUGGAAACAGAAAAUAUUUUACAGAAAGUUGUGAUGACAGCCUUUGCAGAUCGAACAGUGGUGACCAUUGCUCAUCGGGUUUCGCUAAUUUUGGACGCAGAUCAGAUUGUAGUCCUGUUUGAGGGCACAGUAGCGGAGAACGAUUCUGUAUCUAAUUUGAUGAGCAAAGACAGCAAAUUUGCCUCUUUAGUGAAGUCCAAAAAAUAAAGAUGCAGGCACAAAGCAUCGUGUGCACACCAUUUUGAAUGCAGACCUGGUGAUUGUGAUGAAGAGAGGAAUUAUCUUGGAAUACGACACUCCCAGC